AUGGUGGCCAGCCUAGCAGGUCUACGGUUCCUGUUGAUGGUAGUGUUGUUCUGCGGAAUCAGGUACGGCGCCUGCAGCCAGAAAGCUCCGCAGGUUUUGGGGCUGCGACUGGAAGAACCAGUGGAUCCGCUGUGCAUGAAGGGUCGUAUCAUUUCAGCACCAAAAGGAGCCACGUUUAAGCUCCGUCUCUUCGGGUUUAAUCUGAAUGGAAGCUUGCCGUGGGUCGCGUUCGCAGGGGCAGCUGGCGGGGCGGCUGGGGCUGUCGGUGAUACACCGGACCCUUGCGAGGAGCAGUCCAACCGCCAGGACUCCAAGUUAAAGGUGACCAAUUUAGAACUCGACGAUGCGCACAGCGUGCUUCUAACUGUGGAGGUUAGCACCUCUGUGGGGGAAGCUGGCAACGAGCAGACCUACUACCACCUGUGUGUGCGGAGUGGAGAGACAUGGACAUCUGCGGGCCUGGACAGACUGCGAAUAAACACCGACACGGAUCUGCCUGCAGACUACAUCCCGCCGUGGGGUCUGGCCGUACUGAUAGUGCUUGUGCUUAUGAUCUGCGGAUUGCUGAGGACGGUGAACCUGAGCCUUUUGUGGCUGGACCCAGUCGAGCUUUAUGUCCUACACAGCUGUGGAUCCGAGGAAGAGAAACGAGCCGCCAAACGGCUGGAGCCGAUCAGGAGAAGGGGGAACUUCAUGGCAUGUUCUUUGUUGUUCCUGUGUGCUCUGGGGCACUCUGUCCUCGGUGUGCUCUUGUACCGGGCACUGGGCUCCAUCGUCUCUGCUGUGUUCAACAGCGGCUUCCUUAUCUUCUUCCUAGCUGAGCUGGCUCCUCACAUCUUGUGCUCCGGUUACGGCUUCCAGCUGGCACCUGGUCUGACCUGGCUGGCCCAGGUUUGCAUGGUGCUUACCUGCCCCCUGUCUUGCCCUCUGGGCCUGAUUCUGGAUCUAGGGCUGAGGAGAGACAUCAGUACCUGUGGGAUAAGGGAGAGGGCCAUGGAGAUGGUACGGGCAAACGUGAAUGAUCCUUACAGUGAGUUUGUAAAGGAGGAGUUCAGUCGUGGGACAUUGCGCAUUAAGACCGUGGAGGACAUCUUGACACCUCUGAAAGACUGCUUCAUGCUGCCUAGCUCGGCUGUCCUAGACUUCUCCACUAUGUCUGAGAUCAUGCAGAGUGGUUACACCCGUGUGCCCAUUUAUGAGGAAGAGAGGUCUAACAUUGUGGAAAUCCUUUAUGUGAAAGACUUGGCUCUGGUUGAUCCAGAAGACUGCACCCCAAUGACGACUAUCACCAAGUUCUACAAUCACCCUCUGCACUUUGUGUUCAAUGAUACCAAACUAGAUGCCAUGUUGGAGGAAUUCAAAAAAGGCAACUCUCACAUGGCCAUCGUCCAGAAGGUGAACAAUGAGGGAGAGGGAGAUCCUUUCUAUGAGGUGCUGGGUUUGGUCACUUUAGAGGAUGUCAUAGAGGAGAUCAUCAAGUCGGAGAUCCUGGAUGAAUCUGAUGGCUACUUAGACAGGAAAGUAAAGCGUCCCCUCACUCCACUGGAGAUUCCUCUGGAGCCUCGCAGCACCCAUGAGGAGUUUUCUCUUUUCAAGCCUCCUGAAGGAGAACCCAAGAUCCGCACUUCACCACAACUCCUGCUAGCCACACACCGCUUCCUGUCCAGAGAAGUGGAACACUUCAGCCCAGCACGUGUAUCUGAGAAGGUCCUGUUCCACCUGCUCCGUCACCCCAGUGUCAACCAGGAAGUGCACUUUGACCCUAACAACCGUCUGAGCCCAGCACACUAUCUUUACACCCGCAACCACCCAGUGGACUAUUUCAUCCUUCUGCUGCAGGGCCGUGUAGAAGUGGAGAUUGGCAAAGAGGGGCUGAAAUUUGAAAAUGGAGCAUUUACGUACUAUGGCGUGUCUGCUUUGACGCUGCCAUCUUCAGUGCACCAGUCUCCGGUGUCAACUCAGCGUCACUCUCCCAGGGAUCCUUUUGAGUCAGCAGAAGCCACAAGCCCGUCCAGCUAUUGCCCUGACUACACCGUCCGAGCUCUCACGGACCUCCAGCUCAUACGAGUGACACGUCUACAGUAUCUCAAUGCUCUCAUGGCGUCACGCGCUGGCCAGAGUCCAGAUCCACCUGAGAUCAAGAUUUUGCCGAACAGUCAGACCAAGCUGCUUAAUGACAGAAACACCACGCAAGAGUUCCCUGUAAACUUUUCAUUCUUUGAUACCAUUGAGAACUACUGUUAACACUUUUGUUUUGUUGCAUGAGAUUCCACAGGUGGCACCAGAGCCCAGAAGAGCUCCACAGAAGAUGAGGCUCACGGGUAGUGCAGUUUCUGUCAGCCUGUUGUUUGGGGGUGGGGGGGGAAGCCCUCCUCCGACCAAGUAGAGAUUUUUAUAUUAUUGUUUGUAAUUAUUGAUAAAUCAUCUAUGGCUGGAACCUAGUUAUUGGACAAGACUGGAGUGGAAGUGCUUUUUGUCUUUUAUGUACAUCUACUGUUCACACUGUUCAUUUCCACCCACAUUCCUUUAUGUGCUUACUAUUGGAAUUAUUAUUUUAUGCAAUUUUUAAUAACUUUGGACUAUGUGUGUGCAUGUUUAUGUAUAUACAAAUAAAAAUGUGGUGUAGCAGGAAAAAGUACAUGGAUCCUUUGGAAUGACCUUGUUUCUAUUUGGAUUCAUUAUAAAGUGUCAUCUGAUCAUCUUCUUUGCCGGAAGCGCAAUGUGCUUCAAUCAGCAAUACAAAACUAUAUGUGUCUGAAAGAAGAGCUUCCUGUAGCUGCAGGUCAAACUUGCACUGAAUUAUGGAAAACUCUUUCCCUGCAUUUUUUGGUUGUUGUUGUUGUUGUUGUUGUUAUUUUAAAAACUGGGCUGAUACAAAAUGCAAAUAUCUCCAAAGGGUUCCAUUGCUGUUUCUUGCCACUGAGUAUACAUUUUAAUCUGGUGGUGCCUUACUUCCAGAUUGAGCCUUCUGUACUAAACUUGUUUUGCCAUUCCUUACUUUUGCCUGUCUGAUGCCAAAGGUGUGUGUGUGUGUGUGUGUGUCUGUGUCUGUCUCUUUAUUGAUAUGUCGGUCCCUUUGAGACAUUAAAAACACUCGAUAGUGGGUUCUAAGCAGAUUUGCACCUUACAUUUGUGCACUGUGGAAGAUGUUAAACUAUUUGGCGAGAUGCGAGGUACGUCCGAAUUUUUCAAUUCAUUUAACUCUGUGUGUGUGUUUCAUCUUUGAUCUUUCAGUCGCUGAUGGAUGGUUUUCUAGGGUGUGGUUCUACUACCAUAGACCUUGGAUCUGUAGCAAAGGUUUCUUGAAGCUUGACUGAUUUUUCACAAAUUCGAAUUUGAAUUUGUGAAAAAUCAAAUAAUGUUUUGUCAGGGUAGAAAACAUGGCUAACACAGCACCGGCCUUUUGAAAGAAUUCUAGAAACAUUUUGUUGAGUAUAGAGGUUAACAGUGUAGACCUGUAGAGCUCAGGUGCUGUUGAUUGUUACUAUAUACAUAGAAGUGACUGACCUUUCUGCUAGUUUAUCCUGUUGUUCUCUUUUUACCCCAAACUGGCAAGUCAAAUUGAAACAUGCCUUACUGUGAGACAAAAUACAGUGUGGUUUCUCCAAAACAAAGAAUAUAAGGACAGAACAUUGAACUAUAAUUCAAUAUGAAACUUAGGAUGAAAAGAUGCAAAAGGAUUUCCAAAUUGAUGUCACAAGCUGAUAAACUGAUAUUUGUCAUAUCUUUUAUUACUUCACAUCACACAUUCACCAUAAUCACUCUGACAUGAUGGAAUGGAGAUUUGAUAGUCUAAGAGGGAAUUUUAUUUGGCACUCCACACAAUUAGACAUCUUACAGUGUUACUGUUUAAAGGGACCUUAACACAAGACUAAACACCUGUUAGUAUUAAUAAUGUUUGAGACCUUUAUAGAAAUCAGUGCUCUCUAAUCUUGAUGUCGACAGCCUUUCCGCUGUGAUUGGUUAUUAUGCCUUCAGGCAUGUGUGAUUGAGUAUGUGCAAUAAAUUCAAAGAAAAGGACUAUAGAAAUUCAACCAAUAUAGAGGUCCUUGCAUGACGUCUAGCAAAAGGCCAACAGCACACCUAACAGGUUUGGGGUUUUUUUUGUUUUUUUCCGACAAAUCCUGAUUGGUCGAAGAAUUAGCUUUUACAGAAAGACUGCCACUACAGACUUUACCAUAAAGGGGAGGAAAUCCAGAAAGUAUCAAAGCUCAAAAAAUACUAAUGAGAUGCAUAGACAUUUAUAUUAACAAAUUAUAUAUAUCCAAAUGUAGACAAUUUUGAGGGGUUUUUUAGGUUGUUAUUUUUUCCCACUCAGUCUCCAAACAAAACUCCAGACUCGUGGUUUGUACUUGUACUUUGACUUUUGAUACUUUGUAUUUCUGCUCCAAACUUUAGGUUGCAGCUUUUUAAGUCUCACCUACUUAGCUGCUAAUACCAGGCCAAGGAGGUGAGACUAUGUUGUUAUCUAUUGCAUCUCUGCAGGCUUAAUUCAGAAACAUUGAGUACUGAAAGAGCUAGAGAUUUUUGUUGAAUUCUUUUUAAAGAUUGGUGUAACUUAUGUGACCAUACAAUGCCUUUAGAUAAACAAAAACAUCCAUCAUGUCUGAAAGGACCUAUGGAAACACCAGUUGGAACAAUAGACCGUAUAGAAGAUAUGGAAUUGAGACAGUUCACAUUACUACCUUGUCAAUCACACUAACAUUUUGACUCUAAUGGAGACCGUAAUUUCUUUUUAUAGGACUUGAAACCAUAAAAGGAGACCAUAAAGUCAUCAGGAAAAGCAAGAUUUAAUAUAAAGUUAUGCAAUCAGAUCUGUGACACAGAAAUGGGACAUGUUUCUAUUGUUGCUGUUCCUAGUGUUCCUUAACUAAGUUCUAAUUUACAUGCUGUGAUGCUUCUACGAGUAGGUCUGCUUUUCACAAGUCAUGUAAACAGAGAGCAUACAGUAAGCAGCACAGCACAGAGCACUGUGGUUAAGUAGAGGGUCUGCUCCCUGCACUGUUCCCAGUGUGUCGUCUAAUCCAUGCAACUGGAAAUCAGAUUGGCACUGAAAGGCUGAAUGUGGUGAAAUGUUGUUUCUAAUAUUGUUUAACUGCAGUUGCCCUGUAGUUAAACAAGAUUAGAUUGAACAAAUCCCAAGCAUUUGUUUGUGCUUCAGAAGCACCUUAAAUAACCUUAUUUCCCACCUCUUUGAAUUAUGCUGGCAUUCCUGUGUGUGUGUGUGUGUGUG
Messenger RNA from Neolamprologus brichardi, 5233 nucleotides. RefSeq names its product cyclin and CBS domain divalent metal cation transport mediator 3 (gene cnnm3). Gene Ontology annotation, cellular component: plasma membrane. Gene Ontology annotation, molecular function: transmembrane transporter activity. Lineage: Eukaryota; Metazoa; Chordata; Actinopteri; Cichliformes; Cichlidae. Gene Ontology annotation, biological process: magnesium ion homeostasis; transport. The record is from RefSeq and is a predicted model, not a curated record.